AUGUUUAAUACAGAAGGAAACAAGACCUAUGGUGGACUGACUGGGAGGGAUAUGGAGGCCAUGACGAUUGGCCUACUGGAGGGCAUUGAUGACAAGUUUCUACAGUAUAGAGUUGAAGGCUCUCGCAUGUUUGGAGACAUUCUGAAGAAAGCCGGCGUCCAUGUCAUCGACCCAAUAGGAUGUGGAAUAUACAUAAAUGGAGCAAAAUGUCUUCCACAUAUCCCAACUUGCCAGUAUCCCGCCUUUGCUCUCCACUGUGCCUUGUAUGUCAUUGGUGGCAUCAUAUGUAGCCAGGUGGAUGACAUCUUGAAGCUUGACGAGAGCAAUGAACGAGAAAAUCCGAAAUCCCAGCAUAUUCUCCGGAUACAGAUACCAAGACGUGUGUACACUCUCGACCACAUGCUGCACAUACGGGACAUAUUUAAGGGAAUCAUUGAAAAACGCGAGUCCAUCUCUGGCAUGCGUGUGAUCGAUUUUACUUCUUCUGAUUUUAGUGCAGUCCUGGAACCUCUCAACGGGAAACUAUUUUCUGAUUGA
Haliotis rubra (blacklip abalone) is the source of this 537-nucleotide messenger RNA. Its product is annotated as tryptophanase-like. The transcript has a single exon. The record is from RefSeq and is a predicted model, not a curated record. Lineage: Eukaryota; Metazoa; Mollusca; Gastropoda; Lepetellida; Haliotidae. Bases 1 to 537 code for a protein of 178 amino acids.